CCCCUGCCCGGGGGCGGCUCUGCCGCUCGGCACCCAGCGCUUCGGUCCCGGCGGCGGCCUCCGCUCGCGGCGUGUCAGGCGGGGCUCGGGCAGCUACAGCGGCAAGCCCGCCGGGCGAGAGAGCCGAGGGGGACGACUUGAGUCCUUAACAGACAAACCCAGAAAAAGGGCAGGGGAAAGGGUGUAACAUUCAUACCACAUGGACAGACUGUUGGCCGCCAGAAGUCAGGCUUUUAUCCGCAGAUGAUACUGAAUUUGUGUCUCAAACCUUCUGAAGGAAAGGCAAGACCAGAACAGUAGGCUGACCAAAGCUUACGGACAAAGGAAUUAGAACUGAGAAGAGGACACCUCUUGAUGCAAAGCCUCGGAGGUAUUGUGAUGGCUGCAUCUUGGAAUUUCAUGAGAGUAGUUCAUUAUUCCAAAACUGUUUUGUCACAGGGAGUCCAGAUAGGAGGAAUCACCAGUGAUUUGGGGCAUGCCUUGUCCAGGACUAUAACUUCAAGUUUUGUUGCCAAAACACCCACAUCAAAUACAGUGGAACUGCUUGGUAAAGCAUACCCUCGAGAUGACUACAGCAAUGUCACAGAAAAAAUUCUCUCCAAGGUGGGAAAGAACUUGCACAACCAACGAUACCACCCUUUGUGGCUGAUCAAAGAGCGAAUAAAGGAUCAUUUUUACAAGCAGUAUAUAGGACGCUUUGGGACCCCACUCUUUUCUGUUUAUGAUGAUCUGUCCCCGGUGGUUACAGUGGAGCAGAACUUUGACAGAUUGCUUAUCCCACAAGACCACCCCAGCAGGAGGAAAGGGGAAAACUACUACAUGAAUCACAUUCACAUGCUAAGAGCACAUACGUCGGCUCACCAGUGGGACUUGAUGCACUCAGGGCUGGAUGCCUUUCUAGUUGUGGGAGAUGUCUACCGCCGCGAUACGAUUGAUAGCAGCCACUACCCAAUCUUUCACCAGAUGGAAGGAGUGCGGCUCUUCUCCAAUCAUGAGUUGUUCAGCAACAUCAAAGAUGGAGAAAGUUUACAGUUGUUUGAGCAAGGGCAUCGCACGGCACACAAGCAGGAGACACACACCAUGGAGGCAGUGCGGCUGGUGGAAUUCAAUCUAAAACAAGUGCUCACAAAGCUUGUGACUAAUCUCUUUGGUGAUGCUCUUCUCUGAUUACUUCCAGCUCAGUUGUCAGUGAAAACAGAACAAUAAAGUAAGGUGGCACCAAAGGAACAAAAUCCAUGCUAUGUAGUUUAUUAUGUAGUCGUACAAUAUGGGCACAGUGCAAAAGAUCUUGGAUAAGUUCAA
Messenger RNA from Trachemys scripta elegans, 1302 nucleotides. It is a transcript of the gene FARS2, whose product is annotated as phenylalanyl-tRNA synthetase 2, mitochondrial. Gene Ontology annotation, molecular function: phenylalanine-tRNA ligase activity; ATP binding; tRNA binding. The transcript has 6 exons. Gene Ontology annotation, cellular component: cytoplasm; mitochondrion. Lineage: Eukaryota; Metazoa; Chordata; Testudines; Emydidae. The coding region runs from base 355 to 1167 and encodes 270 amino acids. Gene Ontology annotation, biological process: phenylalanyl-tRNA aminoacylation. The record is from RefSeq and is a predicted model, not a curated record.